This is a messenger RNA of Babesia bigemina, 1074 nucleotides long. Its product is annotated as -N-acyl-phosphatidylethanolamine-hydrolyzing phospholipase D. Gene Ontology annotation, cellular component: cytoplasm. The transcript has a single exon. The coding region runs from base 1 to 1074 and encodes 357 amino acids. NCBI's taxonomy places the organism in Eukaryota, Apicomplexa, Aconoidasida, Piroplasmida, Babesiidae. The record is from RefSeq and is a predicted model, not a curated record.
AUGCGGCUGCUGCCAUGGUUUCUGAACCCCUGGCACGUCCGCGGCGACGUUUCCGGGUUCGCUCUACCUCGGCAGCGGGGCGCUUUGCUUGAGAAGCUCAGCAUCGCGCUAUGUCGCAAGAUUCCUGGCCUUGCGGGCCUGCUGGGCGUCCGAUUAGGCUCCUGGCCGAACGAGGUCCCCGGCGCCCCAAUUGAAAUAACCAGAGUGGAUGAGGACCGCUCGAGUUUGACCUUCCUGGGACACCGAACGGUGUACAUCCAGACCGGCGGCGCCGCGUUUCUGACCGACCCCUUGUUUUCCCGCCGACUCUACUUUCCUCUUUUCGGCUUGCGGCGCGUGACGAAUCGGGUGAUCAAGUUCUGGAAGUGCCCUAUGCCGGACUUCGUGCUGCUGUCGAACAAUGCGUACGGCUGCGUCGACUCGUUCAGCAUGCGGCGGCUGGGCGACGCCGGCGCCGCCCUGGUGUUGGGUGGCAUGAACGUUUCACGCUACGUCAUGUUCUUCUUUCGCGGUUACACGUACCCGUUGCGCUGGUACGAGACUGUGAAUUUCGGCAGCGUCGAAGUCACGUUCCUUCCCUCGUGUUCCAACAGCGGCCGGCGGUGGUACAACCGGGACCUUCUGCUCUGGGGCUCAUUCUUCAUCCGUUCCGCCACUAAAUCGGUCUAUUACGCAGGGCGAACCGCCUACGGGAGCCACUUUCGGGAGAUUCGCGAGUUCCUAUGUCGCCAGGGCCACUCCAUCGACGUGGCUAUUUUGCCGUUGGGCCCCGUCUUCCGCCGGAGCCCGGAGCUGACACCUGAGCAGGCUGUCACCGCCCACAUGGAGCUUGGUGCGCGUAAAACGCUGGUGGUGGCGCAUGACACCUUUCCACUCGGGGUUGAAGGUUACGGCGAGCUUGUGGAACGUCUCUACCGCCGCAUCAGUGAGGUGGACCCGUCUCUGCGGGAAAAGUUUAUCGUUCUACGGGAGGGCGAGGCUGCGGACAUCACCGACCUCGAAGGCACAUGUACAGACGAUCGCAAUGGAGCGGCCAACGCGCCAGGGGAGGUCGGGUCGCAACAGGAGACCUGA